Molecule: messenger RNA, 2313 nt
Organism: Heterocephalus glaber (naked mole-rat)
Lineage: Eukaryota; Metazoa; Chordata; Mammalia; Rodentia; Bathyergidae
Source: RefSeq, a predicted model, not a curated record
CACUGGGGCAGGGCCCAGAUGGGGAUAAAAGGCUUUGCUGGCUCUACUAGGAAGUGACACCGUGCUCCCUCCUUUGGGCACCACAAAGGGACCUGAGGACCUGAGGACCUGAGGACCUGCGCCUGCUCAGCAUCCUCCUGCAGACCCUGCCUCGUCCUGGCUCCACGUCCCGGAGGGGCUGGGUCUCCGUCUCAGUGGCUCUCCCUCUGCCUCAGCCCUGGCCUCUGGCUUCCCUCUCUCCCACUCUCUCUCCCCAUUUGCCAACCCCUCGCCAGCCCCAGAAUGUUCCUCCUGCUGGCAGCCCUCCAAGUCCUGGCUGUAGCCACGGCCCAGGGCCCUGAGGAUGAUAACAAGGUAAUCGGUGGCUACACCUGCGUCCAGAACUCCCAGCCGUGGCAGGUGGCUCUUCUGGCUGGGCCCGGGCGUCGGUUCUUGUGUGGAGGGGUCCUGUUGUCGGACCAGUGGGUCAUCACUGCUGCUCAUUGCGCCCGCCCGAUCCUUCAUGUUGCCUUGGGCAAGCACAACCUGAAGAAGUGGGAGGCCACCCAGCAGGUGCUGCGCGUGGAGCGCCAGGUGCCACACCCCCGCUACAACGCCCGGACCCACGACAGCGACCUGAUGCUGCUGCGGCUGAGCCAGCGAGCACGGAUCGGGAGGGCAGUGAGACCAAUCAGCCUGGCCCAGUCCUGUGCCAGCCCAGGGACGUCCUGCCGUGUGUCAGGCUGGGGCACUACAUCCAGCCCUAUCGCCAGGUACCCCAAUGCUCUGCAAUGCGUGAAUAUCAACAUCAUCUCGAGUCCCCAGUGCCAGCGGGCCUAUCCUAACAUCACCGCCGGCAUGGUCUGUGCUGGAGUCCCCCAGGGCGGGAAGGACUCUUGUCAGGGUGACUCUGGGGGGCCCCUUGUGUGCGGAGGACAGCUCCAGGGCCUCGUGUCCUGGGGGAUGGAGCGCUGCGCCCUGCCUGGCUACCCUGGGGUCUACACCAACCUGUGCAAGUACCGCAGCUGGAUCCAGAGAACGGAGCAGGGCCACGCCCUGGAGAGCCUUGCUCUGACGAGUGGCUGGCUGGGCCGGGUGCGGCUCCAGGGACCAGCUGCCCUCUCCUUGCCUGGUGCCCUGCGGUGUGACUUGGAUCGGGGCCGCCUCGGUCUCCUCUCCUCGAUGCUGAGUUCCCCUUCAUUCCAUGCAUCCCGGGAAAACAUGCAGGGCCCAGGGAGACCCAGGGUCCCCAGAGAGGGGCGAGAGGGUCUGAGCGGAGCAUGCAGGGCAGCUUGGAAGUGGCGCAUGCACUGUGAACCCCGCUCCUGGUCCCGCCCACCCUGUCCCCGGGGCCCCGAACCCGCCAUGUGGCCCCUGGCCGCUGCCGUCGCCUGCCUGACCCUGGCCCUGUCAGGAGGCAUCUCCCAGGAGUAUCCUAAGAUUCUGAAUGGCACCAAUGGGACCAGUGGGUUUCUACCUGGUGGCUACACCUGCCUGCCCCACUCCCAGCCCUGGCAGGCAGCCCUGCUGGUGAGAAGGCGGCUCCUCUGUGGGGGAGUCCUGGUCCACCCGAAGUGGGUCCUCACUGCUGCACACUGCAUGAAAGCCGGGUACACAGUUCACCUAGGCAAGCACGUCCUGGGGCGCGUGGAGACCCGCGAGCAGGUGAGGGAGGUGGCCCGCUCUGUCCCCCACCCCGAAUACCAGGUCAGCCCCACCCACCUGAACCACGACAACGACAUCAUGCUUCUGGAGCUGGCGAGCCCGGUCCAGCUGACAGGCCACAUCCGCACCCUGCCCCUUUCCCGCAGUGACUGCCUGCCCCCCGGGACCUGCUGUCGGGUGUCGGGCUGGGGCACCACCACCAGCCCCCAGGUGAGUUACCCCAAAACCCUGCAGUGUGCGAACAUCCCACUACGCUCAGACGAGGAGUGCCGUCGGGUCUACCCGGGGAAGAUCACUGCUAACAUGCUGUGUGCUGGCUCCAAAGAGGGGGGAAAAGACUCCUGCGAGGGUGACUCCGGGGGCCCCCUGGUAUGCAAUGGCACACUCCAUGGCAUCAUCUCCUGGGGAGACUUCCCAUGUGGACAGCCCAACCGACCUGGCGUCUACACUCGAGUCUCCAAAUAUGUCUCGUGGAUCCAUGAAACAAUCAAAAAACACAAAACCCAGGAGCAGAAAUGGACAAAGGGCGCACAAUAAAAGCUGGGUUGAUUUACCUACCUUCCUGCUCCCGCCACGUCCCCCUCACUUUGCUGAGCCCUUCUCUGCCCUCCCCUGAGUGUCCUACUGAGACCCUGAUCCGUGAUCGCAGCAUGUUCAGUCUUAGCAAUC